Messenger RNA from Hemibagrus wyckioides, 2518 nucleotides. It is a transcript of the gene sec14l8, whose product is annotated as SEC14-like lipid binding 8. Gene Ontology annotation, cellular component: cytoplasm. NCBI's taxonomy places the organism in Eukaryota, Metazoa, Chordata, Actinopteri, Siluriformes, Bagridae. The coding region runs from base 153 to 1382 and encodes 409 amino acids. The transcript has 12 exons. The record is from RefSeq and is a predicted model, not a curated record.
GUGUCACUGCGCGCGCGUGCGUGCGUGCGGGCGUGCGUGCGUCUUAUUAUGUGUGCGCGUGUGUGUUGUUGCGUGUGUGUUGUUGCGUGUGUGCACCAUCUCGCAGUCCCGUUCAUUUCGGCCUGUUUUGCACUUGGUCUAUUUAGGGAGAGAUGAGCGGCAGGGUUGGAGAUCUGAGCGUGAAACAGGCCGAGGCUUUAGCGCUGUUUCGGGAGAGGGUCCAAGAUGUCCUGCCUCAAUGUCCGUCUCAGAGCGACCAUUUCUUACUGCGCUGGCUUCGAGCCAGAAAUUUCAACGUGCAAAAAGCUGAAGCGAUGCUACGUAAGCAUUUGGAGUUCAGGAAACAGUUGAAGGCUGACACUAUCACCACUGACUGGAAGCCUCCUGAGGUAUUAGAGAAGUUUCUCUCCGGAGGAAUGUGUGGCUACGACCGAGAGGGAAGCCCCGUGUGGUACGACGUUAUCGGGCCGGUGGAUCCCAAAGGUCUUCUUCUGUCCGCCUCUAAGCAGGACUUCAUCAAGACAAAAGUACGAGAUUGUGAGAUGCUGCAGAACGAAUGCACUUCACAGAGUGAAAGAUUGGGUACAAAUGUCGAAUCCAUCACUAUGAUCUACGACUGCGAAGGCUUGGGCCUGAAGCAUCUAUGGAAGCCCGCUAUAGAGACGUAUGGGGAGGUUUUGACAAUGUUUGAAGACAACUAUCCUGAAGGACUGAAGAGAUUAUUAGUAAUAAAAGCUCCCAAGCUGUUUCCUGUGGCGUAUAACCUGGUAAAGCACUUUCUGAGUGAAGACACUCGACGCAAGAUCAUGGUUCUGGGGUCCAACUGGCAGGAGGUUUUAAAGAAGUACAUCGACCCAGAGGAGCUCCCAGCCAUCUACGGGGGGAAACUGACCGAUCCUGAUGGCGACCCGCGCUGCAGGACCAGGAUUAAUCAGGGAGGCCUGGUGCCCGAGAAGUACUACGCACGGGAUUUUAUUAAGCUGCAGUACGACCAGUGUGUGUCUAUCAGCCGUGGUUCCUCCCAUCAGCUGGAGUAUGAGAUCCUCGCUCCAGGCUGUGUGCUUAGGUGGCAGUUCUCCUGUGAAGGUGGUGAUGUAGGAUUUGGCGUCUUCAUGAAGAAGAAGCUUGGUGAAUGGAUGAAGGCAGGCCAGAUGCAGGAAGUCAUGGCCAGUCAGCGCUACAACGCACACCUCGUACCCGAGGACGGAUCUCUCACCUGCGCUGAGCCUGGAGUGUACGUUCUACGAUUUGACAACACCUACAGCAUCUUCCAGUCCAAAAAAGUCAGCUUCUCUGUAGAAGUCCUCUUGCCCAGCAACGAUAGCCAAUCACAGCCUGACUCCAGCAGGUCUCCGGGACGGGAUGUGCAGAAAGGUCAAUAGUUUGUGAUUCUCAACCUGCCUGUUUAGAAGCUGUCCAGCAGGGCAGACCACUACUUGAACACGGUAUUUUCCAAAAAAGAAAUGUUUUGGAACUGUUCUGUAAAAAUGCUGCUUGUGGGAAGAGAAGAAUGCCAUCUUUCUAUUUUUUUUUCUUCUUCUCCGGGUUGAACAGCUGCACAAGACAUAGUAUUAAAAUUCCUUCAGUGUUUACCUUUUCCAGCAGGAUCUAGCUCAUCAGUUUGGUGUUGUCAUGGAGGUUUCUGUACAGCUGAGCUGCAGAAAUGGUUUGAAGUAGAUACUUGCUUUGGCGCUUUACCCAGAGCUAAUUAACUUACUUACACGAAUAUAUCUGAAGAAUCACAAAAGCACUUAGUAUUAUUAUUAUUUAAGGAUUAUAUAAGCAUUAAUUGAUGAUAUUGUACUGUGCAAAAGUCUUUCACACCCUUAUAUAAAUAAUACAAACUCAAGUUAUAGAUGUUUAUUUUAUGAGUUCUGCUUUACUGAAUCAAUACAAACCCAUUUUAGAUUUCCAUACAUGACAAAAACUGUUUAUAUGUCAGUAAAGAAAGCAACCUAUAACAUAACAGACCAGUUUUUAGACAGAAAUCGUAAUGAAGGCUCCUGCAAAAAACACAGGAGCUGUGGCAUUAUCAUUUCCUUUAGAAAACAAAACUACACAAAUUGUACCUAAGACUGUUUAUCUUUACUUCAGUUCAAGGACUUCAUCAGUGAACAUUUGAUAACUUCAACAAGACAAGCUUCAUGUUAAAACUAGUAUCAAUUUGGCGGCUUAGUGGUUAGCACUGUUGCCUCACAGCAAGAAGGUCCUGGGGCCUAUCUGUUUCUCCCCAUGCCUGCGUGGGUUUCCUACACUUUCCUCCCACAGUCCAAAAACAUGUACAUUAGGUUGAUUGGUAAUCUUAAAUUGCCCACAGGAGUGAGUGUGUGUGUGUGUGUGUGUGGUUGUCUGUGUAUAUGUGUGGCCCUGCAAUGGACUGGCGACCUGUCCAGGGUGUACCCCUUCCUUCUCCCAAUGUGUGCUAAGAUCCCCGUGACCCUAAUUAGGAAUAAAGCGGGUAUAGAAAAUGGAUUUUGACCAUAUAGUACACAGUUAUAGAAUGGAAAUGAUUUAUAAU